AUGGCAUCAUCUUCUUCUUCUGCGAGUAAUUCACAGGACUGUACUCGAUGGAAGUACAAUGUCUUUCUAAGUUUUAGAGGCAAAGAUACCCGGAGAAAUUUUACGAGUCACUUGUACGAAGGUUUGGACAAUAGGGGAAUAUUCACCUUUCUAGACAAUAAAAGGCUAGAGAAUGGCGAUUCCAUUCCACAAGAGCUCUUGAAAGCUAUCGAAGAGUCUCAAGUUGCACUCAUCAUUUUCUCAAAGAAUUAUGCUACAUCCAGGUGGUGCUUGAAUGAACUAGUGAAGAUCAUGGAAUGCAAGGAGAAGGAAAAUGGAGAAACAGUCAUACCGAUCUUCUAUGAUGUGGAUCCAUCACAUGUUCGAAACCAAAAUGAGAGCUUUGCAGUAGCAUUUGCCGAACAUGAAUUAAAGUAUAAGGAUGAUGUUGAGGGGAUGCAGAAGGUGCAAGGAUGGAGGAAUGCCCUAAGUGCUGCCGCAGAUCUAAAAGGAUAUGAUAUCCGUGACGGGAUCGAAUCAGAGAAUAUUCACAAGAUCGUCGAUCACAUCUCUUCCAAAUUAUGCAAGACUUCUUAUUAUUUAUCUUCUUUGCAAGAUGUUGUGGGAAUAAAUGCUCAUUUAGAGAAACUAAAAUCCCUACUUCAGAUAGAAAUAAAUGAUGUUCGGAUUGUAGGGAUUUGGGGAAUAGGUGGAGUUGGUAAAACGACAAUAGCAAAAGCCAUCUUUGAUACUAUAUCUUAUCAAUUUAAAUCUUCUUGUUUUCUUGCGGAUGUUAAAGAAAAUGCAAAUUAUAAUCAAUUGCAUUCUUUACAAAAUACCCUUCUCUCUGAACUAUUAAGAAAAAAAGAUGAUUAUGUCUAUAAUAAGUAUGAUGGAAAGUGCAUGAUUCAAAGUAGGCUUUCUUCUAAGAAGGUGCUAAUUGUGCUUGAUGACAUAGAUCAUGUUGAUCAUUUGGAGUAUUUAGCAGGUGAUGUUGGUUGGUUUGGUAAUGGCAGCAGAGUUGUUGUAACAACUAGAAAUAAACAUUUGAUAGAGAAGGAUGAUGCAAUAUAUGAAGUAGCUACACUACCUGAUCAUGAAGCUAUGCAAUUGUUCAAUCGACAUGCUUUCAGAAAAGAAAUUCCAAAUGAACGCUUUAUGAAGUUCUCAUUGGAGGUAGUAAAUCAUGCUAAAGGCCUUCCUUUAGCCCUCAAGGUGUGGGGUUCUUUGUUGCAUAAUAAAGGCCUAACUCAGUGGACAAGCACUGUAGACCAAAUAAAGAAAAAUUCUAGUUUAGAAAUUGUUAAAAAGCUCAAAGUAAGUUAUGAUGGGUUAGAGCUUGAAGAGCAAACAAUAUUUUUAGAUAUAGCAUGUCUUUUACGAGGAAAAGAAAAAAAACUAGUCAUGCAAAUCCUUGAGAGCUGUGAUUUUGGAGCAGAACACACAUUGGAUGUCCUAAUUGAUAAAUCUCUUGUGUUCAUCUCAAAAAAUGAUAAGAUUGAAAUGCAUGACUUAAUUCAAGAUAUGGGUAGAUAUGUGGUAAAAAUGCAAAAAAAAUCGGGAGAACAGAGUAGACUCUGGAAUGUUGAAGAUUUUGAAGAAGUGAUGGUCAACAAUAUAGGGACCAACGCAAUUGAAGCAAUUUGGAUAUAUGGUGUUCAAAAACUAUGCUUUAGUGAAAAAGUCAUGAAAAAGCUUAGAUUAUUAUCCAUCAUCAGCUUUCAUACACAUGAUGACUCCAUUGAGUAUCUGCCCAACAACUUGCGCUGGUUUGUUUGUCAUGAUUAUCCUUGGGAGUCAUUAUUAGAAAAUUUUGAACCUAAAAAGCUUGUUUAUCUUGAUCUCCAGCACAGUUUGCUGCUUCAAUUAUGGACUGGAACAAAGCAUUUGCCGUCUCUGCGAAAGAUAAAUCUUAACCACUCCAAAAGGCUGUUGCGAACACCAGAUUUCACGGGGAUGCCGAAUUUGGAAUAUUUGAACUUGUGUAACUGUAGUAAUCUUGAAGAGGUUCACCGUUCCUUGGGAUGUUCCAGAAAACUCAUUUGGUUAAAGUUGUAUAAUUGUGAAUGUCUUAAAAGGUUUCCAUGCGUUAAUGUGGAAUCUCUUAGAUCUCUGGAUCUACGAUAUUGCUCUAAUUUAGAAAAAUUUCCAGGAAUCCUCGGAAGAAUGAAGCCAGAGUUAGAGAUCAAGAUGAGACGCUCUGGGGUAAGGGAAAUACCAUCAUCUUUUAUUCAGCAACACGCAUGUCGUCUUACAGAGCUAGAUUUGAGUUUUAUGAAAAACCUUGUAGCUCUACCAAGCAACAUUUGUCAGUUGAAAGGUUUGGUGAAGCUAAUUGUAUCCUGCUGCUCAAAACUUGAAAGCUUGCCAGAAGAGAUAGGUGAUUUAGAAAACUUGGUGACACUUAAUGCCGAAUGCACUCUUAUUUCACGAGCCCCGCCUUCCAUCAUCCGGUUGAACCAGCUUAAAUACUUGAGUUUUGCAUAUCAAGAAUCAAAAUUUGGAGUGUCCUUUGUGUUCCCUGAGGUGAAUGAAGGGUUACGCUCAUUGGAAUCUCUGAAUCUCAGUGACUGCAAUUUAUUAGAUGGAGGACUUCCAGAAGACAUUGGAUGCUUAUCCUCGUUGAAAACAAUGUAUCUCAAUAGAAAUAAAUUUGAGCAUUUGCCUCGAAGCAUUGCCAAACUUGCCCAGCUUGGUGCUCUUCGAUCCUUGGACUUAUCAGAUAGCAAGAGGCUUACACAGCUGCCAGAAUUUCCACAACAAUUAGAUACAAUAGGUGCAGAUUGGACUAAUGAUUCGAUCUGUAAUUCGUUGUUUCAGAAUAUGUCAUCAUGGCAGCAUGACAUCUCUGCUUCAGAUUCCUUGUCACUAAGAGUGUUCACCACUAGAGGGAAUAUCCCAAGAUGGUUCCACCAUCGGGAAAAUGGUAGAAGUAUAUCAGUCAAAUUGCCUGAAAAUUGGUAUAUAAGUGAUGACUUCUUGGGAUUUGCUGUAUGUUACUCUGGCAAAUUAAUUAACGCCGAAGCUCACUUGAUUUGUUAUGAUGAGAGGCCAGUGACGUGUAUCACCCAGAAACUUUCCUUAUCCAACCAUUCAAAAUGUCCUGCAGAAUCUGCUAUUCAUUUUUUCUUGGUACCUCUUGCUGGCUUAUGGAAUACAUCUAAGGCAAAUGGAAAAACACCAAAUGACUAUUGGCGCAUUAAGUUAUUUCCCUCUGGAGAAAUGAAGCAGUUUGGACUUCGUUUAUUGUAUAAAGAUGAACCUAAGAUUGAGGUCGGUUUCUCCUCUUCUAAGAAACAAUGA
Solanum verrucosum is the source of this 3282-nucleotide messenger RNA. Its product is annotated as TMV resistance protein N-like. Lineage: Eukaryota; Viridiplantae; Streptophyta; Magnoliopsida; Solanales; Solanaceae. The coding region runs from base 1 to 3282 and encodes 1093 amino acids. Gene Ontology annotation, molecular function: protein binding; ADP binding. Gene Ontology annotation, biological process: signal transduction; defense response. The record is from RefSeq and is a predicted model, not a curated record. The transcript has 5 exons.